AUGGCGCACUCUUUCGAGCCUAUGAAGAACGACCUGAUCAUUCGGGCGGCCUGGGGCCAGAAGGUCGAGAGACCUCCGAUGUGGGUGAUGAGGCAAGCUGGCCGGUACCUGCCCGAGUAUCACGAGGCCAAGGGCAGCCGGGACUUCUUUGAGUGCUGCCGGGACCCGGAGGUGGCCUCGACCCUCACCCUGCAGCCCGUCGAGCGCUUCGCCGGCCUCAUCGACGCCGCCAUCAUCUUCUCCGACAUUCUCGUCAUCCCGCAGGCCAUGGGCAUGGUCGUCGAGAUGGUCGACAAGAAGGGCCCCCACUUCCCCAACCCGCUCAGGUCGCCCGACGACGGCCAGUACGCCGAGGUGCUGGCGCGGGACGUCGACGUCUCCAAGGAGCUCAAGUACGUCUAUGACGCCAUCACGCUGACCCGCAAGAAGCUCCGGGGCCGGGUGCCCCUCAUCGGCUUCUGCGGCGCCCCCUGGACCCUCAUGUGCUACAUGGUCGAGGGCGGCGGCACCAAGCUGUUCAUCCAGAGCAAGACCUGGAUCUACAAGUACCCCGAGGAGACCAAGAAGAUGCUGCAAAAGAUCUCCGAGCUCUGUGUCGAGUAUCUCGCCCUUCAGGUCCAGGCUGGAGCACAGCUCAUCCAAGUAUUCGACUCUUGGGCCAGCGAGCUGUCGCCGGCCUCGUUCAAGGAAUUUGCGCAGCCCUACCUCGCAUACAUCUCUGAGAACCUGCCCAAGCGCCUCAAGGAGCUCGGCCUGGAGCCGGUGCCCAUGAUUGUCUUCCCCAAAGGUGCCUGGUACGCCUUGGACGCCUGCUGUAGCCUGGGCUACAACGUCGUCGGCAUGGACUGGCUCCAUGACCCGGCCGAGGCGUCCAAGAUUCGGGGCGACAGGCCUAUCACCCUGCAGGGCAAUGCCGAUCCCGGCGUCUUGUACGGCACGAGGGAGUCCAUCUCGAAGGUGGUGAAGAACCUGGUGGAGGGCUUCGACUGGCACAACAGGCAGCAGGGUUGGAUAGUAAACUUGGGCCACGGUAUCACGCCGUUUGUCAAUCCAGACGAUCUAAAGUACUUCUUUGAGGAAGUCCACCGCCAGACCAAGAUAUGA
Molecule: messenger RNA, 1104 nt
Organism: Thyridium curvatum
Lineage: Eukaryota; Fungi; Ascomycota; Sordariomycetes; Thyridiales; Thyridiaceae
Exons: 5
Coding region: 1-1104 (367 amino acids)
Biological process (GO): heme biosynthetic process
Cellular component (GO): cytosol
Molecular function (GO): uroporphyrinogen decarboxylase activity
Source: RefSeq, a predicted model, not a curated record